AUGCCAAGGACGCUGCCCUGGUUGGUCGGCCAGAAUGACACUGGCAGGGUGAAGCAAGAGUCGACGCCGCGGAAGCGCAUCAAAGCGGAGCCGGCUCCGGAUCAUGAUCAGACUCCCAAGAACCCACCAUCUUCGCCGGACAAGAGGAACUUUCUCAGGUCAUGUAGGGUGAACCAAGGAAUUUUUACUCAUCGUGAGCUGAUACCAUUCUCUUCCGCAGCUCAAACCCCACCUACGUCUCCAAUCAAGCGAUGCCCGUCCGAGGAAUUCUUGAUCGAAGGCCUAGAUAAAGAUGACGCUUGGAUUAUGGUCGAAGAUGAAUUCUAUGCCGUCGCACAGACAUUCACUCAACACUUACAUUACGCGGAAUACGUUCGGCGGACGAAGGAAGCCAAGGCCCGGAACGCGGCAAGUUUAGGGGAAUUGGACAGACCCACGGAUGGCCGAACAGCUAUACCAAAGAAUGUCCAACGAAAGCAUGAAGCCGAAAAGCUUGCAGCACGUCAGAAGUCUGGGCUGGGGCAAGUUUUAGGAGGGAAUGCCGAGGAGCACGAGGAUACCGAAGAUGAGAUGUGGGCUGGGACUCAUCUCCAUGACCUGUUGACUAGCCCGAGAAAGGCACGCUCGCUGGCCGGCGUGCAGACCAUUAAGUCUGCUACCAGAGCAGCUGCAGGCUACGGAAAAGCGGCUGCAUUUACCAGCAGUCAGGCGCGGGUUACUAGUGGUGAAGAACCUCCUUCGUCGUCGAUGGCUCCAGAGGUCCAGCGAAUGGACGUGGAUGAGGAGACGGCCUCGGAUGAGGAUGAUGAUCUUGACCUUGAGGUUACCACCGCUCCUGCACCGGUGAGACGGCAGCCCGGCAAUCAGUCCGGGCCAGUUCCUAGCAGCGGGUCUACAGACAAACCCAGAUCAGCCGAAAGGCCAACCGCAUCCUCCUCGAAAUCUAAAAGACAAUCAUUUGCUCGUCCUAGUCAGGGACCAGCAGUGAACGUGCCAAAGUCGAGAAUGCAAAUGUUAUUUGACGACCUCGAUGAGCUACCAGCGCCAUCUCGGCAAAGAGCCUCUGUAUCUGACAGGAAAGGUGAACAUAUUCCCUCAGAAGGAGUGCCAGUGGGGACCAACAACCCCAAAGCCAAAAAAACACGCUAUAACGAGGUUCCAACCUUCUUGGUGUGA
Penicillium lagena is the source of this 1176-nucleotide messenger RNA. RefSeq lists its product as uncharacterized. The transcript has 2 exons. The record is from RefSeq and is a predicted model, not a curated record. Bases 1 to 1176 code for a protein of 391 amino acids. Lineage: Eukaryota; Fungi; Ascomycota; Eurotiomycetes; Eurotiales; Aspergillaceae.